GACUUCGAGCUUAGAGAUGAAGCCAACAGACCUUGGUGGAAAUUCUUUGAUGACUUCGAAUACCGAUUCAAUUCUAAAGUCAGAAGCAGACAGAGCCGUUUCCGUUGGGGUGAAAAGAACAUGCCUUUCUUGGAAAAGAAGCUUUUGAUAAAGUUGAAUAUUCUCAUUACCCUUUAUUCAUUUGUGGGUUACUGGGUGAAAUACUUGGACCAAGCUAAUAUUACCAAUGCCUACGUUUCAGGGAUGCGAGAAGAGAUCGGUAUGGCUCAAAACGAUUACAUCAAUGCUCAGUCCAUGUACAAUGCUGGGGCUGUUAUUUUCCAGGUGUUCUUCAUGUACCUUUUGCCUAGAGUUCCUCUUCACUAUUUAAUUGGUGGUUCUGAACUCAUUUGGGGUUUCAUCACCUUAGCACAUUAUGCUGUACAGACUCCAACCCAACUUUACGCUCUUAGAUUCUUGGUUGGGGCUGCUGAAUCUGGUUAUUUCAUCCUUUGGCAUUUCUGUUUUUCUAACUAUUUCCUUCCUACAGAACUUGGGCUUGUUGGAGGAUUCUACUAUUGUGGUCAGAUGCUUGGUUACUUGACGAGUGGUUUGAUUGCCGGGCAGACUUCUGCUACAAUGGAAGGAGUAGGUGGUCUAUCCGGAUGGCGCUGGUUGUUCAUAAUUGAUGCCAUCAUUACAAUUCCUGUUGCUUUACUUGGUUUUAUCAUGAUUCCGGGAACCCCCUACAACUGUUACUCAAUUUUCUUGACUGAUGACGAAGUCAGAUUGGCUAGAUCAAGAUUGAAGAAGGCUAAUAUUUCCCCUGCUUCUCCCAACCCACCUCCUUUCUUCAGUAAGAAAGUGUGGAAAAAUAUUAUUUUUGAUUGGAGAAUCUAUAUCUUAUCAGUUCUUGAUUACUGCUUUUGGUCAUCGAACCAAAAUACUGGCGGUGGCAUUGCGUUGUGGUUGAAAGCAGAUAAGAGCUACAGUAUCCCUACAUUGAAUAGACUUACUUCAAUUCCUCCAGCCCUAGGAAUUUUGUUCAUUCUUUUGGUAAAUAUUGGUGCUGAUAUCUAUAAAUCGCGUGUUCUCUCCAUCUCUUGGGCCUAUUCCCUAAACCUUAUUGGAAAUGUGAUUCUUGCAAUCUGGGAUGUACCGGAUUCGGCAAAGUGGUUUGCGUUCAUGUUGGGGUAUAUGUCUAUUACUGUUAGUUCUGUGAUCUAUGGUUGGAUGAAUGAUAUCAUGAGACACGACGCUCAGGAAAGAGCCAUCGUUCUUCUCUUCACGAACUUAUUUUCGCAGCAAUUUAGAGCCUGGCUAGACAGAAUCGUCUUCCCUACUGUUGAUGCCCCUAGGUAUCAUACCGGGUACGUCUACGCAAGCUGUCAUACAGCAGGCACGGUGGUUAUGGCAUUUGUGACUUUGUGGUUCUACAAGCGCCAGGAGAAAAAGGACGCUAAGAAAAAUGGAAUUCUCUUGUAUGACAGCACCAAG
Scheffersomyces stipitis CBS 6054 is the source of this 1476-nucleotide messenger RNA. RefSeq names its product Suppressor of Sulfoxyde Ethionine resistance (gene SEO1). Gene Ontology annotation, molecular function: transmembrane transporter activity. The annotation marks the transcript as partial. Gene Ontology annotation, biological process: transmembrane transport. Gene Ontology annotation, cellular component: membrane. NCBI's taxonomy places the organism in Eukaryota, Fungi, Ascomycota, Pichiomycetes, Serinales, Debaryomycetaceae. The record is from RefSeq and is a predicted model, not a curated record. The transcript has a single exon.